Messenger RNA from Scleropages formosus (Asian bonytongue), 3028 nucleotides. It is a transcript of the gene ppp1r35, whose product is annotated as protein phosphatase 1, regulatory subunit 35. Gene Ontology annotation, cellular component: centriole. The record is from RefSeq and is a predicted model, not a curated record. Gene Ontology annotation, molecular function: phosphatase binding. Gene Ontology annotation, biological process: positive regulation of cilium assembly; positive regulation of centriole elongation; negative regulation of phosphatase activity. The transcript is spliced from 5 exons. Bases 384 to 1295 code for a protein of 303 amino acids. Lineage: Eukaryota; Metazoa; Chordata; Actinopteri; Osteoglossiformes; Osteoglossidae.
GUGUGUGUGUGUGUGUGGGGUGUGGGGGGGGGGGUCCGGGACUGCCUCACUCCCACCCGGUGUGACAGGAGGAGCCCUGCUGCUGCUGCUGUCUGCUCUCCAUGAUGAUCUUCACACGCACAGUUCUGGGAUCAGUCCUUCGACAUGAUGAUGAUGGGGCACUACUAGUCUCGAGGCCCUGUCCUUCACUCAGUCCUUUAGUGGUAGUUUAAUGCAGCACAGGGUUUGUAAAAAGGAAAAAAAGUGCAAACGCCGGCUCGUUUCCGGUCCCGGUCGAGACCGGGUUGCGGAGCCGAGGUUUUGCCGUUCGCCACCUGGCGCCGAUGACGACCGAUGACGGCUAAUGCCUUGUUAGCGUUUCCAGGCUGGCGCCGAGAUCCGGGAUGGCCGCAGCCCUUCGUCCCCCCGCUUGCGGUGACCCUGACGGUCAGGCAUUUCCCCAGCCCUCCCCUGUCCCCUUGGGGUGUGACCACCCUGUGAGUCAGCCAGAGCUGGACCUAUCUCUCACCCUGACACCCGAGAGACCUGUCCGGGAGGAGGGUCUCCCGCGAUGGGUGGGACGGGGAUGGGGACAGAUGGGACACGGACAGAGGCGUAACUCUCGCAGUAAGGUGCAUUUUCACAUCAGGCCCAAGUCGGGAGCCAGCGGGGGGAAAUCGAGUGGAGCCUUGAGUGAGGAGCCACACGUCGUGGCUGUGGCUCCUGAGAAGUGCAGCCUAUCGGGACGGACACAGACACUCUGCAGGAGUACUGCGGCAGACCUUGUGGGUAAAAAGAAUAUGAAGAAGCCCGAGGACAUGGUACCGACUGCCCUUCAUGAGCAGCCUGACGCCCCAAGUGAGGGUGUGGCACUCAACACAACACUCGCCUUGAAGGCGGAACUUAUGGAUUUGGCUAAGAAGCAAUUUGACCCCAGGAAGGCGGUGCAGCAGCAGCUGAAGUUAUCCACACACACAAGGAACCACAUCAGCAGCCGUGCUACUGAAGGAGUCAACAUCCCACGCUCUCAGCAGCUCUAUCAGGAACUCAUCAGCAUCAGUGUGUCUGAGGAUCAGCUGAUCAGUCAGGCUCUUCAUGAUAGGCUCGUGUUGGUGCCGCCCUCCUGUUCCCAUGGGAACAAGGAGCCGCCAGCAGAGGGCCCCAACCUCCUGGCCUUCUACAGUCCUGGAGAACUGCUCCGCGAAACCCCGUUUCUGCCAGGGGACGAGCUGAAGCUGCCACGGCCGCACCCUGUUCCACACCCUUCCCAGGCAACAUUUGACCUCUACCACAGACAGAGACAGUGGGAGGCAUGAUACCAGAUCAUCUGAGGACAUUAGAUGGACAGUGUGAGACAGUUGACCUAGACCUUUACAAGUUCAAGUUUGUGAGGAAUGAUCCUUCUUCUCUCUGGCUCGUCGUCCUUUGAUAUGUACAUAUCAGUGCUGUCACUAGUGCACCUGGAUGUUUGCACUGAUGGUCGAAGUGUGUUGAACCAUCCUUUCUGAAGCUACACUGCUGGCACGAGGCCAGCACCGCAGUAUCCACCUCGGCAAGCAGCUCAGGGCCCAGCAGGGAAUUCGGAGUUGUUCUCUUGCACUGCUGACAUGUUGAGUCCCCCGAGUGUGAGCUUUUACCAGUGACAUGAACACAACUGUAGAUCCACUUUCCACUGUUUUUUUUGGUGUUCCUUCACUCAGAACAGAUGAGUUGAGAUUUCUCUAGUUUCCUCUAAGUGUGAGCGUUGUACACCGCUGAGUGUGUAUGCAUGCUAUUUUAUUGAAACAUAUUGAAUAAACAGUUACUUUUCUCAACUGAAUCCCUGGAGAGAACGGGUUCUACACAGGUGUUCCCAUAUACGGGUCACGUUCUCCGUGAGGGACGCUGACUGAAAAACUGCUCACUAGAGGUUCAGGUGUUUUGGUUCAUUCUGUUUUACGAACACACUGACUUGAUGUGUAGCGUGCUAAUAUUUCUGUGGUUUGACUGCAGUACAGGCACGCUCAUGUAGGAUGAGCGCUGAGGAGAGGAAGGUGACUCUAGUCGACCGGAGAGCGUGCAACACUGCGAGGAGCACUGUCUCAGUGUAAUGUCCAGCUCUGAAUUUAGACUGAAACCCGUUGAGGAGAUCAUUCUGCGUGAGGAAUGCAGAUAAUUGAUCACAGACAGUUAACCGUUCCAGAGUUUUUUUGACAGGGUGACAUAAUGAGCCAUCGACUCAAGAGAAAGGUUUUGCGUGAGAACGCAUCGACUCGUUGCUUGACACUUUUCUCCACAGCAAAUUACAAUGUUAAGCCACCUAGAAUUGAUGUACCCUUUCAUAGAGGUGGGUAAUUUUACUAGAGCAAUUUAGGGAAAGUGCUUUUCUUAAGGCUACUGCAGCAGUAAGUAAGACUUGAACCACCUCUCUUUAGAUCCAUAGGCAGUAGCGCUAACCACUACACCACCUGCCCAACUAAUCCCUGUGCCUUGGUGAUGUUGAGCACCAUGCAAUUCAGCAGCUACCCCCCCACCCCCGCCCCCGCAUGUGGCUUUUCUCGUGCGUCUCAGUUCUCUUGUAGCCGUGUGCCGCAUACAGGCUUCUGUCACAAUGUAACUUCAUCAUAAUGUGAAAACAGCCGUCUGUUGAAAAAUGUUUUCGCUUAAGGAGUUGUCGUUUCAAAAAAGUACAAAAAGAUGUUGAGAAGCCCAAGGAAAGCAUUUCCUCUGUGUCAAAGUUCGUCGUUACUAGUUGCUCAUCUAGGACUAAUAAGUAAAGUGACUGUAGCAUGCUGGGGCGGGCUAAGGGCAAGGCAGAGCCGGGGGGUGGAGCAAUGACACCGGAGCCUAAGCAGGUCCUCUAUUUCUUCCCUCGGGCGGACCAGCGAGAGUGAGCGUGAAGCCUAGACGCCGGAGACAAAGCUGGAGCACCAGGAAGCCCGAGCACCUCACCCAUCCCAAUCCCGCACCCGGAGCGCCACCCCUCGACACCAGUUUUCUGUGCCCCCUUUCCCCCCCUGUCCCUCUGUCCACUGAGACACCUGCCCGUUAAUAAACCCCUCCUCACGAA